Messenger RNA from Cyclocybe aegerita, 1266 nucleotides. The record is from the annotation of a GenBank genome assembly. Lineage: Eukaryota; Fungi; Basidiomycota; Agaricomycetes; Agaricales; Hemipholiotaceae.
AUGGGCGGCAAGUUGCGAAGGUGGCCGAGAGCCAUCAACAGCUGUACAAGACAACCGGGGUCUAUUCCUUCCAUCACCAGUCUCCUUUUCUCCCCUUCCUCACCGUCUUCUUCCCCCCUCAGCCCGUGUCCGCGACCUUCGUCGUCGUCGUUGCUGCUAUUCUCUGCGAAGAGCGCUGGUACACUGCUUUUCUCACGCAUUUUCGGCGUUUCUGGUCCUUUUCCCCUGAAGCGUCCUCCACACAUAUUUACCGCCAUUUCCACUCGCAGAUUGGCUCAAAAUGUCUCAGAGCCAAGAGCGAAGCGAGAGUCCUCAGCAGAUACCAGCUUGCGUGCCAUGGCCGCAGAAGUUGAUGCUCUCCCUCGUAUCGUGAUGCGCCCCCGUCGCGCUCUCAGGGGUCAUCUGGCGAAGAUUUACGCUAUGCACUGGGCUGCUGACCGGAGACACCUCGUAUCAGCUUCUCAGGAUGGCAAACUCAUCGUCUGGGAUGCCUAUACUACCAACAAAGUCCACGCCAUUCCUUUGAGGUCAAGUUGGGUCAUGACCUGUGCUUACUCACCAUCAGGCAACUUCGUCGCCUGUGGGGGUCUCGAUAACAUUUGUUCCAUCUACAGCCUGAACAAUAAGGACGGUACCAACGCGAAGGGUGCUCGAGAGCUGAGCGCUCACUCUGGUUAUCUUAGCUGCUGUCGUUUCAUCAACGAUCGACAAAUCGUCACAUCCUCUGGUGAUAUGACCUGCAUGCUGUGGGAUAUCGAGGCUGGCGUUCGGGUGGUUGAAUUCAGCGACCACACUGGCGAUGUUAUGAGCCUUUCGCUCGGCCCCAACCAGAACGUGUUCGUUUCUGGAGCCUGUGAUGCGACCGCCAAGUUAUGGGACAUCAGAACAGGUCGGGCUACCCAGACCUUCACAGGGCAUGAGUCCGACAUCAAUGCUGUCCAGUUCUUCCCCAACGGCGACGCAUUUGCCACUGGGUCUGAUGAUGCGUCGUGCCGCCUCUUCGACAUCCGCGCCGAUCGUGAACUGAACACUUUCACGCAUGACAACAUUUUGUGUGGAAUCACGUCGGUUGCCUUCUCCAUUUCCGGUCGCAUCUUAUUCGGUGGUUAUGAUGAUUGGACGUGCAACGUCUGGGACACCUUGAAAGGAGAGCGCGUCGGUGUCCUCACAGGCCACGAGAACCGAGUUAGUUGCUUGGGUGUCAGCGUUGAUGGAAUGGCCCUUUGCACUGGUAGUUGGGAUAGCACUCUCAGGGUCUGGGCAUAA